AUGUUUUACAUGAGUAUAAUUGGAAGUGUUGUUUUAGAAGCCACCCUUAAGUAGGCUUAUAGCUAUAAGAUCUAAAACAUUCUAAAAGGAGUUUGGGAAACAGAAAAAGUAAUUUUAGAUUUUGAUUAUUAUCUUGAACAAAUUACACAAUUAGCAGAGAAGAGUUUUACCAACGAAGAUUCUAAAAUAUAGUUGAUGAAGUCUUAUAAACUACACUAAGUAGAAUGCAAGAUACCGACAUGCUAAUGCCAUUUAAACCCUUUACUAAAUAUGAAAAUAAAUAGUGAUUAGUUUUUAAAAAAAUCUACAGAAAAUCAAAAAGAUGUUGGUGAAAAAGAAAAUCAUAUUUAAAUGGAGAAUGAUAUAAAUAUGGGUAUUGUCUAUUAGUUUAUAGAUGGAUUAUUUUAAUGGAUGUUUAGCCAGAGAUGCAUCAAUUAAGAUUCUAUACAGUACGAAAGACUCUCUUUAAAAUACAUUUCGUUCAUGUUAAAGUAUCAAAAUAAUCCUGUGAGAGCUUACUAUGAGCUCAAGGCUCUUCAGCUAAAAAAAAAUACAUUUUCUAUCUACUUCAAAAUGAUUACAUAAAUUAUUGCAGUAAAAAUCUAAGAAAGAAUAGACUCAUUUAUGGAAGAAUCUGGUAACAGUGAAGACAGAAAAAAAGGAAGUUCAUAGACAAAAAAAUAGGAAAGACGUUCAAAGCUAAAUAAAAGCGCUAGUGAACUUACAAUUUAUUCGAUUAUUACUGUUGAUUAAAUGUGCCAUGAUUUUAUCCCAUAAAUUCUUUUAGUGAUAGAUAAAAAAUAUAAUUACUGGAAUUGUAUGCAAAAGGGAUAUAAAACGAUCAAUGACUUUUAAAAUGAUGCUUUGAAAUUGAUGGCAGAAGUAAAUAAUUUGAGAGAUCGUUAUUUAAAAUAAAUGAAAGCAAUAAAAGAUUCUAUCCCUGAAGUAGAAUUAAAUUUACAGUUCUAAAGAAUAACUCAAAUAUUCCUUCUAUUCAUCGCAAACGAUUGUAAUAAAGCAAUGAAUUUAGAAUUGUUGAUAGUAGAUUUAAAAAAGAGGGAUUCUUUAGCUGAAAGUGACUCACUCAAAAACACAAAUUUAAUCAAAGGAGAAAUUUGUAUUUUAGAAAUAAGCUUAUCUGAAAGUUUAGGUAGAAUUACAAAUGUUAGAGAUCAAAAAGCUGCAUAGUUUUUUGGAUACCACUAAAUUGAAGAUUUCAAAAAAGUUAAUUCUAUAAAUGAGCUCAUGCCAUAAUUUAUUGGAAAAGUUCAUAACUCAUUAAUAAAAAGCUAUAUUAAAGGUCUAACAGUUAGGUCUUAAAACGGAGACAGCGUAGUGUAGACAUUUAUGAAGAUGAAAGAUGGGUAUAUUCAUCCUAUUAAAGUACAUUUUAACUUCUCUUUUUUAACUUCUAUGGAAGAUUUUAGAAUGCAUGGAAUACUCCUUAAGAAAGUUGAGGACUAGAGUUAUAUCAUUUUUAAUAGAAGUGGAAAGAUAUUUGGAAUUACUGCAAAUAUUGCAUAAAUCUUUUUUAAAUAAUUUCGCCAUUUUCCAAAAGGCGAAGUUGCUAUUUAAAAUUUAAAUGCUCUCAUGCUAUUUCCAAAAAUUAUUAAAAGAAUUUUAAAACAUCGCUAAGCCAUCUUAGAAGAUAUCAAAAAUAGGUUUUUAGCAGACAAAGUAUGCAUUAAAUAUGAAAAUGAUGUAACAAAUAAUCAAACAAAAAGUGCCUCCACUAUGACUUCAUUGAUCGAAGAUAAAGGAUCGAUGAAAUUUUUCUCCAACCCAUAUUUGGCUUUAAGAAAAUUUAAAUAAUUUUUAAGUAGAAAAUACAAUUAAAACUAAGCCUAAUCAGUUUACAAUAAAAUUGAUAUUUUAGACAAAUAUUGCUUGCAGUUGUUAAAACAAUUUGAAAAUUUUGACUUUGAAAAAGAUAAUAGUGCGCACUUUCAAUCAUCAGAGGCUCUCGUUUCUGUAAGAAGCGCUGGAGAUUAAAGCAAGGAUGAAAGUAAUCUUUUUAAUUUAAAAUCAUUUACAAAAACUGUAAACCCUCUACAGCAAAGUUAGAAUGCUAUUGAAUACAAAUUGAACUUUUCUUACGAAAUUUAGUAUUGCUUUUUAGAUCAGACAGAAUAAUAAACUAAGUCUAUCAGCGGUAAUAAAAAAACUUCAUAAUCUAACAGCUAGAAUAAGAAAUAAAAUAACAAUAUAGAAGAAUUUUAAGAUAUAUUUUUUGUAAUUAAAAUUCGAGAUGCUUCUACAAAAGUAUGCUCUAAACAUGCUAAGUUAAAGCCUUUAAAUAAGUUUAUUAAUAAUUUAGCAAGUUUUUUUAAUUCGACUACUUCUAUAGUUUAGUUUGCCAAUGGAUUAAACCUUUUAACUGAGUAAAAUUUUAAUCUAUAAGAUUAAAAAAGUAUCCAAAAAAGCAAAGUUUUUACUUCAAAUAUUUAAUCUAGUUAAAUGCAAGGUGAAGCUAAUAAAAUUAACUUUUAGCAUAGCUUUAGUAUCGAUGAUUAUAUGCCAUAAUAUUCAUUACAGAUAAAAGAGCAGCUUUCUAAAAUACCUAAAAAACUUAUUUCUCUUCUCUCCAUGAAUAACUAAUAAUCAAUUGAUGGGGAAAAGAAUCAGCAAAAGGGUAAAAAUAAAAAAUUAAAGCUUUCAGAUUAAAGUCUAGAUUAGUCUUUUGAGAGUGAUAAUAAAAGCGAAAAUGGAAGAUAUGAAAAAAUUUUGAAGAAAGCUAUAGAAUAGAUUUAUAGUAACAGAAAUAGUACGGAAUACCUAGAUUCUUGCAAUCCGUAAAUAGAAAAAGUUAUAAGUAGUUUUGAUAUUUCUAUAAAUUAAGUGAUGUCUCUUGAUCCUAAUUAUCACAUAAAAAAAAUUAUUCAGAAAAGGUCUACUUUAUCUGCAUUUAGUUUGGCAUUAGAGAUUAAAUUUACUGAAACAGUUUUAUAAAUAGCUCAAGAUACAAAAGCAUAAAAAUAAAUGGAAUAGGUUUAAAAAAACGAAGAAAUUAAUUAAAAUCCAAUCAUGACUUUUAGAUAAGAUCAUGAAAUUGACUUUGAAAACUUGAAUGAUACUUCUAAUGAUAAAAUACCCUCCAAAAAUUUGGAUAUUCUUGAUAGCAAAACUCAAAGAGAAGAGGCCAAAAAGGUUUUUAUAUAAAAUAUUUAAGAUGUUGAUAACUAAUAAAUUUAGUUAGUUUUUAAUAAUUAAUAAAUAUUUGACCCAUCACCAAAAAACCAAGAAUAUAUUAAUACAUUAGUCAAUCAAAAUAUUGAUGAAAAUUAAUAAUUCUAACCUUUUUAAGUUAUCGAUUUAGAUUAGCAAAAAUCUAAUAUUAACACUUUUGCAGAUUUAUCUGCAAGACCAAUUAUUAAGUAAACAACAAUGGAUACUAACGAUCUUAAUACGAAAUCACAAAUAGCAACAGAGAUAUAUAAUUAAAGAUACCAAGAUAAUAAAAGCUAUUAAAUGUAUGAAAUGAAUAAAGAAGAAUAAAAUUAUGAAAAAGGCGAUUUAAAUGUGAAAUAAUAAAUCCCUAGCUAAAAAGAUUUCUAAAUCUUAGUUAAUAAUAAGGAAUAAAAAGCAUCUUUUUAGGAAAAUAAAAAAUAAUAGAGUACUUUUAAUUCAUCUAAAAAACAAGAUUUUGAAGGUGACGGAACUUCUAAUGAAAUUAUUUAGUAAGAAGCAGUAGCUAAAAUUUUAAAUUAAAAAGGAAUGGUAAAAGGUUUAGACAGUAUAAAUAGAAAUAGUGUUAGUUCUUCUUCUAAAACCUAAGGUAGCUAUGCUGGAGUGUUUCUAAAAGAAAUUAUUUUAAGGUAGAAGAUGCCUAAAUCAGCUUUAUAAUAUCGGAUGCUUUUAAUUUUCUUUUUAAUAUCUUUCCUAUCAUUGAACAUUAUAAAUUUGAUUAUAAUUUAGACUGAUAUGCAAAUAUUUUCGAGUAACGUUACUAUUUUAAGAUAACCACGCAAAUUUUUAAGAGAUUAUGGCAAAGUAUUAUUUGGAUUUUAUAUUGAAUUAGAAAUUUAGUUGGGAUACCUAUAUGAUCCUUAAGGAACUAUUUCUACAGCUUCUGCAGAUUACUAUAAUUCUGGUAUAUAAGAGUACAAUACUUUAAUUUAGGAAUACUCUUAACAACUUAUAUAGCUUUAACAACAAUAGUAGCUUAAGAAUGCAUAAAAAGAUUAAAGUUACUAAAUAUACGUAUUAAGACUAUCUUAAUAAAUAAAUAUUUCUUUUGAUUUACUUUUUACUCAAUAAUAGUAUUAUGUGAAUGGAAUAAGUAAUUCAAGAUCUGAUUCAGAUAGAGCUGAUUCUUUUUUAUAUUUAAGAUAAAAUUAUUUUUAAUUUAGCACACAAGUGAUAAAUGCUGUAAACUUCCUAGUUACUGAUACUCUUAAUGCUGUUGAUAGUCUAAUUAACAAAUUCACAAUUGUGGUUAUUUGUGCUCUUCUCGGUAUCAUAUUAAUUUCUUUGAUUUCUCUGCCAUUACUAAAGGCUGUAAACUUUUAUGAAGAAAGAAUUAUGAUGGUAGUCACAAGGAUAAGCUUUGACUAAGCUGAAAAUGAAAAAUGCAAGCUCUAAAUUUGCAAGCAACUAGUAAAAAUAGAAAGUAUUGAUUGGUUAAACUACAACUACUUUGAUAUUUUUAACAUGCAAAUUUAAAAAAAUAACUUAAACAGCAGCAUAGCAAGAUCCACUAACAACCAAGGAUAAAACUACCUCAGCACAUUUAAUUCUAAGAUAAAUUAAUAGAAAACAUCCAGUUAAGCUUUUAAAAAUAAAAAUAUGGCAAAAAAAGAAUUAUAAGAGAGCUAAAUUACUAUAAGUAAUAAUGUCUCUUUUAAUAAUAUGACAAAUACAAACGAUAUAGUUAAGGAAUAGUUAGUUUCUGAAUCUAAUUUUUAAAAUAGCAAACUAUCUCAAUUUUUAAAUAAUAAGAACAAGAACUUAAAAGAGACGAAAAAUAUAUCAAAAAGUAAUUACCAUUAAAAAAAUUAAGGUAGCAACAGUCAUAAUAAAAUUGUGAAGAAUACUUCUUUACUUCAAUCGAAAAUAAUAAAUUAAAGUUUAAGAAUUAUUGACAGAUUCUUAACACUUCUUGUUUUAACUACAUUUAAUUGUAUAUAUUUCUUGAUCAUAAUUAUUUAUUUAACUCAAAGUAACGGCUAGCUCAAAAUUCCUGUUCAAGUAAAUUAGAGCAGUAUUAAUUUGCAUAUAAUUAUGACUAAUUUGAAGAUAGCAACCGAACUUUUGUCCUUUGAUUAUUAUAUUUUAGAUGGGCUUUGGCCAGAAUAUUAAAUAACAAAUCUAUAAGACUACUUUAAUUAAGUUAACAGUAGCAUUAAAUAACUUAUUUAAAUUAAUUAGUAAACUACUGAUGUCCUUUAUGGUAGUAACCCUUUUCCAACUAGUAUAUUAUCUUAGUUGAAAGAUAUUUAAGAAGGUAGAGGUUGUUAAUAUUUAGUGACAUAUCCUUGCUAGAACUCUACAUAAGAACUAGGAAUAUCUUAAAUAAUUACUGAGAAAUCGUAAUUUGUCAGUUAAUAUCCAGAAGUUUUAGCACCAAACUAACCACCUGUAGAUUAGCUAACUAUAUUUUUAAAUGGAAUGCCGCAUCUAAAAAGUUUUGUAUAUAGCUUCUAAAGCGAAGAUGAAUUACUUGAUGUAUAUAGCACAAUGACAAAUGAUAGCAUUUCUACAGUUUCAUUGAGUAUAUAAAAUUUCCUAUAAAACUAUUUGAUUUAUGCAGGAACCGCUUUUACUUUAGUAAUUUUGACAGUAUUUAUUAUUCAUUGGAUUCUCCUUUUUAAAAGAAUUUAAUAUAUGAAUUUAAUGUUAACCAUGAUCCCAGAAGAAAAGCUGCAAGAAGAUAUUAUUUUACAUAUGGUAAGAUAAGUGCAUAGAUUAUGA
Messenger RNA from Tetrahymena thermophila SB210, 5910 nucleotides. RefSeq names its product transmembrane protein, putative. The transcript has 5 exons. The record is from RefSeq and is a predicted model, not a curated record. Lineage: Eukaryota; Ciliophora; Oligohymenophorea; Hymenostomatida; Tetrahymenidae.